UAUAUUGCCCAGGCCAGUCUCAAACUCCUGGCUUCAAGGGAUCCUCCUGCCUUAGCCUCCCAAAGCUCUAGGAUUAUAGGCAUGAACCACCAUGCCCAGCCCAACUUUCUAUAAUAAUGAAAAUGUUCAAUAUCUAUGGUGUAUCAUACCGUACCUACGUGACUACUGAGCACUUAAAAUGUGGCUAAUGCAAUAUAGCAAUGGAAUUUUUAAACAUACUUUAUUUUAGUGAAAUUAGUUACAUGAAGCCACCUUACUGGACAGUGCAGGUCUAAGGGAAAUUUACGGUGGAAAUUGGUCACAAAGGCAAUAUGCAGAUAAAUAAACACAGAUGAAAUUAAACCACAGAGUGAACUGCGCCUUUGAACUGGAUUUUCUCCCAUCCUUAAAGCGUUGCUUUUCCUUAUCCUAUACACAAAGUACUCAAUAAAUAAAACUAGCCUCAGAACAGAGUGAUCUUGCAUCAGGCUUGAGAAUUUCUGUCCCAGAUAGGUACCGGUUUUGGUGCCCUAUAUCUAAACUUCCAUUAUUACAAAAUGACAGCAGUCUUACCUUCACUAUCCCUCAGAUAAAUAUGAUGAGGAUGAAUAGCUCUGAAAGUUAUUUGGGCUUCUCAUAAGCAUGCUGUACUUGACCACUUGGUUGACUGUCCUCCAGGCCUCUUAAUCCUUUCCUCUUUGAGGGAGUGGAAACACAAAAUCAAGGGUAGGCACUGGGGCAAAAAUAUCAGUCAGGUUGCGCGUACAAGAUACAUCUGCUAGACUUUUUAGUGCCAAGGAACAAGGCACUGCAGUGUUCAGUACUUCCUGGUGUCAUUAAUCAAUAGUUAUGAGUAAGCAGUUUGGUGUACUGAUACUGCUGUGCGUCAUUUAAUCAUUUAUCUAAAUCUAUAGGUUCAAUUAAUUUUCUUUGUAUUUACUUAACCUUAUUUUAUUCAAUAGCAAACCAGUCUUUCUGCCUGCUAGAGAGCCAUGAUAUUUUCUCUGGUUCUUGGAAGAACUGUACUUGGACCUUAUAUAAUCCUCAGAAAGGCAAGAUCUGGACUACGAAUGAGUCACCUGCUAAUUAUACCAAUGGCUGCUCCUUCCUUGACCAGUCACAGAGUAUUACCCUAUCUCGGUAUGCUGCUCUGCUUGUCGCGUAGUAGGUCAAUAAAUAUUUGUUUUGUGAAUGAAUGUAUGAAUAAAGGGAAGUUUGUCACGUGUAAGGGUGGGUAGCCUGCGAUAAAUAAAGUGUAGACUAGGAGGUCUCAAAAUACUUUUUGAACUAAGCCCUUAAUCUUCACUACUUUGGAGUAGAAUGGAAAUGUCACCAACGCCUUCCCAAUUAAUUUGCCCUUGCUGUAAUGACUGAAACUAGAACUUCCCUUUACACCCAUGACCUCUACAGGCAUCUCUUUCCUCCGCUCAAGAACAGUAACUGCUCACUGCUAUGUCAGCCACAUAGCCCCAGAGCCGGGGUGAGAGGUAGGGCUAUAGGCUCCUAACUCCCGGCAGUGCCUCUCUCCAAACCCCCACGAGGGUGGGAUAGCUCCCUCCAUCUCAGCAGCCGCUACCAAGCACCCGACCCACUCUCGCCCGCCUCAUCCCUCGAUCCCCUUCCCUCCUUCUCACUACACUCCGCGUAAAACUACCCCCGCCUUCCCAGCCCCACCACCAGUUUUCCCACUUCCGCCCGGCGCGUGAGGCCCUGGGCGGUGCAGGGGAGCGCUGACGACAGACGUGGGCCGUGACGUCGCCGCGCCCUGACGUCAAGCCGACGGGCGGCGCGGUCGCCCGGGAGACCAGGAAAGCCGUUUCACACCCGUCGUAGUCGAAGUCGAGAUUUCUUUUUGCUUCAAAGCUCUCUCACCAUAUUUUGGGAAGUUAUGGAUCGUCACAUUCCCGUGCAUGCUUUGCCUGAAGAAAUCCAAAAGAUGUUGCCUGAAGAAAAAGUUUGUAAGUACUGUGGAGUCAGCUAUCUAAUUCUUCAUGAAUUUAAAGCUAUGGAAGAAAAAGUGAAAGCAAUGGAAAAAGAGAUGAAAUUUUAUCAAGGAAGUGUAGAUCGUGAAAAGAGACUUCAAGAAAAACUGCAUUCUCUUAACCAAGAACUUGAACAGUACAAAAUUGACAGCAAAUCCAAAACAGAAAGAAUUUACAAUGUAGGCAUACAGUUAAAAAAUCAACAAAAUGAAUUUCAGAAAGUAGAGAAACAACUGAGUCAUUUGCAAGAUGAGUUAAAAAUUAAAUAUAGACAAUCAUACAUCUUCAGUCAAAGAUUGUCAGAGUACAAAUAUUUCUGGAAUAAGACUCUUUCAUUACUUACUUUUACUAAAAGGGAGCUCACCAGUAUUAAAAAUGAAGUGUAUGAUAAUUACCAAAACUGGACUUCAUUGAAAGGAGAAAUUUUUCUACAAAUUAAAUCUAUAAGUGAAACAGCCUUGACAGAAAUAGACAUACUGAAUAAAAGUUUGAUAGUGUCCCAGAGAAAUAAAGUAUGCCUUGAAAAGGAAAUGAAAAAUCUGAAAUUGUUGUCAGAUGCAGCCAUAUUGAGAUCUCAGCAGAUUCAGACAUCUAGACAACAGGAAGUAAACUUGCAAACCAGAUGCUAUGAUUUGGAAAAAGAAGUACUAGAUUUGCAAUGUCUAGUAGAGGCACUUGGAGUAAAACUUCAGAAGGCAGUGACAGAGAUGGACAACUAUAAAGAAAUGCUUAUGAAUAAAUCUAAUGAAGCUGAUGACUGUCAAAGAGAACUUAGAAAACUGAAGUUUGAAUCCGUUAUUUCUGAGUCACAGCAUACUAUGCUGCUUAAGGAAAAAGAAGACUCUUUAAUGACUUGUCAACAAAUAUAUAGAGCAUUACAGGAAGAGCUGACUGCAAAAGAAAAACAAGAAGAAGACAUAAAGAGAAGAAUUAACCUUGCAGAAAAUGAACUGGAGAUAACCAUAACUCUUUUGAAUCAGACAAGGGAAGAGGUUUUAACCCUGAAAAAUGAAAGGGAAUUGAUGCUGAUUUCACAUCAGAAAAGCAUCGAGCAGCUGCAAGAAACCCUUAGACAGAAGCUGCUGAGUGAUGAUAACUGGAAGGAGAAGAUUGAAGCAGAACUUGCCAAGGAAAGGGCCCAACACUUGGUUGAAUUUGAAGAGCAAGCUCUUCUCUUUAAGGAAGAAACAAAACUGCAACUUGAUAUUGAAAAAGAAAAACACCAAGAUAUAAUCCAAAAGUAUAAGAAAGAACAAGAGGAACUACAAAUGAAGAUAUCUGACUUAAUCACAGGCGCUACAAGAGAUCUAAGACAGGAAGUGACCACUCUUAGAGAAAAACUUCACGAAUCCCAUAUUCGGUACACUGAAGAAUCUAAGUCAAAGGAAAAAGAAAUUGAAAAUCUUAAAAAUUUGGUUGCAGAAUUUGAAUCUCGCUUGAAGAAGGAAAUUGACAGUAAUGAUUCAGUUUCAGAAGACUUGAGGAAGGAAAUGAAACAGAAGUCAGAUGAACUGAAAAGAGUAAUGCUGGCUCAAACACAACUGAUAGAGCAAUUUAACAAGUCCCAGGAAGAGAAUACUUUUCUUCAGGAGACAGUGCGUAGAGAAUGUGAAGAACGCUUUGAACUGACAGAAGCUUUGAGUCAAGCCAGAGAACAGCUCCUGGAACUCAGGAAGCUUCGUGGAAGUUUACCAUUCUCACCGUGUUCCCUCAGCAAGGGCAGUCUAACCUCCCCUGCUGCAGCGAGAUUGGCAUCCCUUGUAAUGGCCUUUGACAAGAGAGUACAACAUCAUUGAAGAAUGGCACUGGGUGGAUCUUAGAAGUCACCCCAACUGUAAUUUUACAGAUAAGGAAUAGAUGCCCAAAAAGAUUGUAACUUGGUUAAGGUAGUACAGUUAGUUAGUGACAACUAGAACCAGAACCACAAUCACCUUACCCCAGACUUUCCACCUCACUGGAGCUUUCCAAGCCUCCAUCAUGACCUUUGUCAAUAGCACUUACACUAUAUGUGGUUUAUAUUUUUCCUAAAUGCACUUACUUUUUAACCUGAAAUUUAUGUAAAAAGUAAAUUUGACUCAAGAAGUAGCUAUAAUGAGUUUGAUUUGCUGUUUUUUUCUUAUACACUUUGAAA
Messenger RNA from Cercocebus atys (sooty mangabey), 4092 nucleotides. RefSeq names its product leucine, glutamate and lysine rich 1 (gene LEKR1). NCBI's taxonomy places the organism in Eukaryota, Metazoa, Chordata, Mammalia, Primates, Cercopithecidae. The coding region runs from base 1868 to 3757 and encodes 629 amino acids. The record is from RefSeq and is a predicted model, not a curated record. The transcript is spliced from 14 exons.